This is a messenger RNA of Thermothielavioides terrestris NRRL 8126, 1264 nucleotides long. RefSeq lists its product as uncharacterized. The transcript has a single exon. Lineage: Eukaryota; Fungi; Ascomycota; Sordariomycetes; Sordariales; Chaetomiaceae. The record is from RefSeq and is a predicted model, not a curated record. Bases 84 to 983 code for a protein of 299 amino acids.
GCGUGGAAACUCAGAGCCAGCCUGCAAAUAUCGGAGGGUGGUAACGGCCAAGUCUGGGUUGAAGUCGAGAGCCACAAUUAAUCAUGGACGAACUGCUUAGGCCAGCCAGCAUCGUCCGCACGACGAAGACAGACGCAGGGGCCGAUCUCCUGCGGGAGCGAAGUGUCCAGGAGCGCACCAAUACCGCCGAGGCGAAAUCGAAAGCCGAGCAGCGCAGGACUCCUGCCUCGCCAGAGGAUGCGCUCGAAAUCCUGCGGCACGAGCCAGACUACGAUUCACUGACUUCUGUCCUGAAGUUUCUUUCCCGCCACGAAGCCGCUGGCUCGAGCUUCCCAACCAUCAAGCUGCCCAGUCCGCUGAGCGCCCAGCUCGUCCAGGUUCUGGUCGCCGAGAUCGUGCCGAACUACUGGGCCCUGCUGGUCGAAGAUGUCCACCAGGGCAAGGACUCCGGUCUGAAACUGCUACUCUACUGUAUCUCGAGCGUCGCUGGCGUCAAUGCAAUCCUCGUCCGGCUGCGGGCCCUAAUUCAGGAAGCCAAGUCCGAGGCAGCGGACAAGGCAAGGCGGCCCGAUAUCUCCCUUAACCUCGGUAUCCUCCUGGACCUGCUGUGCCGUGUCCUCCACGGUGACGGCUGGCUGUUGGGAGCAUGGCGGGCCGCAACGUCGGGGUCGGAUGCGCCCGCGCGUGUAAGGCCCAGGGUGCAGGAGAUUGUUGCGACGUUCGGCAGCGGCCGCAUUGUCUCUCUGGCUGCCGAGGCCGACGAAGUCGCCAAAGCCAACAGCCCCAAAAAGAAGGACGAAGGUAUUUGGCCUGCAGAUUCUUUGCAAUACACCGAGUGGUUGGCCCGGAAUAUCGUAAAGCUAGCGUUGUCGGGCGAGACCGCGGACGAGACAAGACUCGCCUCUGACUUAUUUGCCAAAGCCAUGCGCCUUGGCCACCCUGGUAGGCGUCACUGUUUGUCGCGUUAUGGGAUGGGGCGUUGACGGCGACUUAGACGCAGCGAUCAAGCAGUUGCUCUCCGAGCUUGUUCUCAAGAAAAGUGCUGAUCCGGCCCGAUUCGGCGUUCUGCUAUGGAACCUGCCUCGAACUGAGCAAUGCAAAGUCCUGUUCUCCGUCCUGAAGCUGUUCUCGGCCGAGCACCUGGAUCGUCUCGGACGCUGUGAUUCCGCGGAGAGCAAGCCCAUCAUAUCUGCUGUGGCCGGCGCGCUCAACGGAAUGCUCGGUGCGGAUGGGAAUGGGCGGGGACACUUGCUGGACUGGUUGA